AUGGAUGCUGCAGUGGCCAAUCUCUCCUUAAGCGACGAACCGACGAGGCGCGUCAUCACGAACGUCGAGGACAUGAUGCCGCGCGACGUUUUUUACAAGGUCAUCGGAACCUCCUAUCUAACGCCGACCGAGCUGCCGCCCGUCGCCGUUUGCAAUCGGUCGUUCAAGGACGCGAUGUAUCAGCCCAGGAUCAUCAUGUAUCGGGCCGCGAUCGCGAUUAGGAAACUAGCUCUCACAGAGGCUCACAAGUGGUAUUCGAUGGCAGCAGAGCGCUUCGCUCCGUGUCGCGAAGCGUUGAUCUUCCUCGGAGAAAGAAGGCGCGGAGAAGAUUGGGACCCCGUGGAAGCGGAGCGGCUCAACCGCGAGGCGAUCGCGGCCGACUCUUCCGCUGACGAAACAUAUGUGCUUCUGGCACCAGCAGGGUAUGCCUUAGACGUCGCUCGCGUUAAUCUCGCGAAGAUACUACGGAAACGUGGUGCGUUUGAGGAGGCUGCGUCGUUGCUCCGGGCAGUGUUGGCCCACGAUCCAAUCAAGGCGAAGAAAAAAGGCACAAUGUACUACCCCUAUCCUUCGGCGCUCAUCCUACUCGCGGAGAUGAUGGUUACUGGCGAGACGCCGGGGCUGCCGACCGAGGCCCUCACCCUCCUCGGGAAGUCAGUGCUACCGAUCAAGCGCACCUUUCGACGGUCACUCGACGGUCACCGCGAGUACGUGCUCUGUCUGACUCACAAGGCGCUCGCCGCGUUUCACGCGCAAGGUCCCCAGGGCACACACGCGCGCGCGGCCUUCCAACAUGCCAACAACGCGUUGAGUUUCGGCUACCGCGAGGCUGUGCAGGAGCUCGGCUUCUGUUUGGAGGAGGGUUUUGGGACCGAGGUAAACCCGGACCAAGCGUAUCCGUUGUUGUUGAUGGGCGUUAAAUUGAAUUUUGUGCGGAGCGUCACGCGCAUUCGAGAAAUUAUCUCCGACGACCCGCCCCAGCUGAGGACCUUGCGGCUCAUCCAAUCGAUUCUCACCAUGCGCGCGAUGGGCCAGCUCACCGACGACGACAUGAGCCGCAACGAGACGCUCGCGGCGGCCUGGCGGUUGACGGAGGAAAUCCCUCCCCCAGCAGCUAUGGUCCAGGAAAUCGCGGCGGGGGUAGCGAACGUGAAUGCAGAAGACCCCGAUCACGCAGAUCGAUUCCCAACGCGCGAGGAAAGCUAUGCAGCGUUGGGCAUCGAUCCGCCGCCGCCGAACCAGGACGACGGCGAGGCCUAG
This is a messenger RNA of Pelagomonas calceolata, 1260 nucleotides long. Lineage: Eukaryota; Pelagophyceae; Pelagomonadales; Pelagomonadaceae. The record is from the annotation of a GenBank genome assembly.